GUCACUGCCGUUCUUAUUAUACCUCAGUGGUCAAUGGUUAUUUACACAUUUGACUGGUGCUAGCAAACACUGAGCUUUGGAAGCUUGUCGGCUCGGCGUUUAAUGUAUUGCAUCGGGAAAGAAACAGACAAUUUAUGCAUGGCAAUGUUGUGAGCAAACACGUAGCAUAAGUCCUAAAGAAGAGGUGUCACUAUCUCGAGUCAAGAGAACAUCUUUUGACAGCGAGCGAGGGGCAAUCUUGGCUUGGGUUCGGUACACGGGCAUGGCAGCGGCAACAGUGGUCGAGAAUGAUCCAACGGCGAGCGAAGGCGGUGCCGCAUCAUUCUCGGAGCCGGAGGUCCACAGCCCUAUCUGGAACGACUCUCAACUUCGAAAGUAUCCUUUCCAGACCAGACCGAUACCCAGACUCUCUCACACGGAUCCUAGAGCUGAGAUGCUCAUAAACAACGAGCAACCUGUGGUUUUAACAGACACCAAUCUAGUGUAUCCGGCUCUCCAGUGGGACAUCCCGUACCUGCAGGAGAACAUUGGAAAUGGGGACUUCUCUGUGUACAUCGCGGAAAACCACAAAUUCCUCUACUAUGACGAGAAGAAAAUGGCCAACUUUGAGAACUUUGUACCCAAGUCUCGACGGAUAGACAUGAAAUUCUCUGAUUUUGUGGAGAAAAUGCAUAAAACACAGGAAGAGGGAGGAGAUGAGAGGGUGUACCUGCAGCAGACACUGAAUGACACAGUGGGCAGGAAGAUCGUGGUUGACUUCCUGGGUUUCAACUGGAACUGGAUCACCAAGCAGCAGAGCAAGAGAAACUGGGGCCAGCUCACCUCCAACCUGCUGCUCAUAGGCAUGGAGGGCAACGUGACGCCAGCCCAUUACGACGAGCAGCAGAACUUCUUUGCACAAAUCAAAGGUUACAAGAGGUGCAUCCUGUUCCCUCCCGACCAGUUUGAGUGUCUCUAUCCCUUCCCUGUUCACCACCCCUGUGACAGACAGAGCCAGGUUGACUUUGAGAACCCUGACUAUGAGAGGUUUCCCAACUUCAAGAAUGUGUCGGGCUAUGAGACUGUGGUGGGCCCGGGAGAUGUUCUCUACAUCCCCAUGUACUGGUGGCACCACAUUGAGUCCCUGUUGAGUGGUGGAGUGACCAUCACUGUCAACUUCUGGUACAAGGGUGCGCCCACGCCCAAGAGGAUCGAGUACCCACUGAGAGCUCAUCAGAAGGUGGCCAUCAUGAGAAACAUAGAGAAGAUGCUGGGGGAGGCACUGGGAGACCCACAAGAGGUUGGCCCUUUAUUGAACAUGAUGAUUAAAGGCCGAUAUGACCAGGGAUUCAGCUAGAGCUACUGCCUCAGAACUGUCUGUGUGUGUAUUGGUGUGAGUGAGUGUGCCCAGGCCUGAUUGUGUGUUUGUAGGUGACCAUGUGUGUGCAGACACGUGUUGGUGCAUUCGGACUGUUAAGCUAGCAGUGACUUGGCCAAUCAGCCAUUUUGACUGUUUUGAUUGUCUGGGAGCCAUAAUCAUCACAACUUCAGCUACCAGUGGGAAGACAAUAGUGGACAACGGACCAGCCAUGGAGACCCACAUGCAGUGUGCUGUCAGAGAGGGAUGAACUGUGUAAACUACACAAUGUAGAGUUGUGGUAUUUUAGAGGGAGUGGAGUGAUAGGCAACUGCUGUAGAUGUCAAAGAAUAAACCCCCAAACACCCUCAAAGUGAAAGUUGCCCAUAAUUAACCAUUGAUGCAGGGUCAGAUAUUGGACAUUUUAUCAUCACACCCAAUUGGAUUGGGAAAAUCUGAUCCUAGAUCUGUAGUUGGGGGCAAUUUCUACCUUGAACACUGAACAGGUGUGUGUGUUGGGUGGUUGUUAGUCAUAACCAACAAGAUACUCCCUUCGUCUAUUUAACCGUUCCCCUGUCAUUACAGUUUGUAACCAUAGCAACACACCUGCAGCUUGAAUAUGAAAUAGGGAAUAGCUGUGUAGUAACUAAAGUAGGCCUACUUAUUUUGUGACAAACUUCUCAAUGAAUUUGCGACACAUUUACACCCCGAAAGAGAUGAGUCAUAUUCUUGUUCUGUUGACUAGGUCAGGAAGCUGAUGUUUGUUUCUGUAUAAUUGCUGAACGUUUGUGUGUUAUAGCCGACAUACUUUUUCUUUGAUGGUGAGUUUUUGUCUACAUUCAGGCAUAACUGAGUUUCUGUUGGUGUGUUAUUUUGUUGUUGUUGUAAAUCUGUUAUGAUACAUGGUACAGUUAAGUUAAUGAGGAUGGGCUUAAAAGUAUUUCAACUCAUUUCAAUUGCAGCUGGACAGUAAAAUAAGAAUAUAUUACAUGCUUCCAGUGGAAUGAUUGAAGAUAUCUCACCAGUUUUCCUACUCAAAUGCAUCCUAAAACAAGUUUCCCAAACUCAGUCCUGGGGCCCCCCUGGGUACAGGUUGUGGUUUUUGCCCUAGCUCUACACAGCUGAUUCAAAUAAUCAAAGCUUGAGGAAGAGUUGGUUAUUUGAAUCAGCUGUGUUGUGCUAGGACAAAAAACUAAACGUUCACCCAGGUGAAUGCACCAAUUUGUAAGUCGCUCUGGAUAAGAGCGUCUGCUAAAUGACUUAAAUGUAAAUGUAAUGUAAAUGCCUGAGUUUGGGAAAUGCUGUCCUAAAAAACAGUCAUGUUUUGCUCCGGUAACAGUCACACAAUACGCUAACCCUAUAUUCAUUUAAAUUCAAUAUCAUUUCAAAUAUAUUCUACUUGUAGUUAUUACAACAGUAUUUCUUAGUACUUGUAUCAAGAAUGUACCUAGUGGAUGGUUUUCAUGCGUGUGUGCCUCUCUAAUCUCACUCUUCCCCUACUGUUGCUGUUUUUUCUCAAUUCUUUUCGGAAGGAUGUCAAAGUGUGUGUAGAGUUCAGUUGAAUUCCGGUUGUUAUUGUGCCAUUGUCAAGUGUUUCUAGUGAAGACUUCACUUCAACAGGUGCAGUUUAGAGCACAGGACUUAUUUAAAGCACAUAUUGUCUGUCCUAGUGCUGUGUGCCAAACCAGGUGUGUCCUUACAGGGUUGUGGCUCAUUUCAAUUUGGUCAAUUCAGGAAGACAACAACUGUAAUUUAAAUUUUCCUCUAUGAUUUUCUGUGAGGAAAAUGUGGAGUUGGAAUUUUAGUUUACUUUCUUAAUGUAAACGAUGUUCAGAAAGUUGUAUGUACGGAGGCCCUGGUGUGACAUUGGUUUGACUUAAUUUUAAGCUGCAUCAUAUUAAUUUGUUAUUAAAACUAAUAGCCUAGUUAAACCAGACUGACCACGGCUGUGUGAAUGAUGAACACAGCAUUCCGUCUGAUUUAACUACUAGGCUAAUAUACUAAUGCUGCAUGUUCAAUUCCUACACCUUCAGUGACUGACAAAAUAUUUCUAGGGGAGUUUCUAUGUUCUAGCCAUGUGUAUUAUAAUCAUUAGCAUUUUUCCAACAGCAUGUACUGUACUCCUCUGGCUUUCCAAAAACAAAUAUGGAAUCCAUCAACCGGAAUGUUCAUAUCUUAUUGUUUAUAUUUAGGCUAAUAUUCUAAGAAUGUUAAAGUCCAUCAAGUGGAAUGUUCAUAUCAUAUUGUUUAUAUUUAGGCUAAUAUUCUAAGAAUGUUAAUGUCAAGGGAGUGUAUGCUUGAUUGUUGAUAGUAUAUCAAUAUUGUUGAUGAAUAGACUAGUUCUUCGAUUAAUUAUUAUUUGAUAGUUAAGUCUGAGGUUAAAUUGCUCUCUUCUGUGUAUUUGUUUCUCCUACCUGUGUGCCUAGCUUGGUUAUGACAUGGCUCAAGAAACAGCCAGAACAAUUAUAUUUUUAUUUAAUUUUUGCAUUAUGUAGCUUUAAAUGCAAAACCUGAACAUGGUUAAAUAAACUCUUUGCUGUGUUUUUUAAAAUUUUACAAAUACAAAACAGUUUUCUGGGUUCCUGCACUUGUAUGAUUUGAGUUUGUCUGCUCUAUGUAAUUUGCACUGAUUUCAAAAUGACUGCUGAACAAGGAGUUCUAUUGUUGUGCUAGUGGCUUUGUAAUAAAAUCUUAAACUUUUUGAUCAA
Molecule: messenger RNA, 4044 nt
Organism: Oncorhynchus keta (chum salmon)
Lineage: Eukaryota; Metazoa; Chordata; Actinopteri; Salmoniformes; Salmonidae
Gene: hif1an
Product: hypoxia inducible factor 1 subunit alpha inhibitor
Exons: 8
Coding region: 263-1336 (357 amino acids)
Biological process (GO): peptidyl-aspartic acid hydroxylation; negative regulation of Notch signaling pathway
Cellular component (GO): nucleus; cytoplasm
Molecular function (GO): peptidyl-histidine dioxygenase activity; ankyrin repeat binding; [protein]-asparagine 3-dioxygenase activity
Source: RefSeq, a predicted model, not a curated record